Messenger RNA from Pogona vitticeps (central bearded dragon), 1345 nucleotides. The record is from RefSeq and is a predicted model, not a curated record. NCBI's taxonomy places the organism in Eukaryota, Metazoa, Chordata, Lepidosauria, Squamata, Agamidae.
GUACCACACUGGGUAUCCGACAAGAAUAUUAAUCAAUACAAAAAUGGAAAAUCUGUAUGUUCAAGGGAACAAUAAAUAGCAUGCUUGACGAAAGGGGCACCCAUCGUUCUAUGUCUGAUUCUGGGUUGAUGUUUUCCAAUAAAAUGCCAAAUGCUGCAUGACGUCUUUCCAACACACAAGACUACUGUAAUUUGCUCUGUGUGGGGUUAGCAUUGAAGGCAACUGAGAAGCUACGGCUGGUGCAACAGCUAGGUUAUUCAUGGCCGCCUUCUGUCAUGAUUCCACAUACAUAUUUUGCACCAGCUGCAUUGACUGCCAGUGGUUUUCUGGAUUCAGUUCAAGAAGUUGGUUGUUACCUUUAACAUGACAUAGGACCCAUAUACCUGCUGGACCCACUUCCCUCAAAACAGCAGCUGGACAUUAACAAGCAAGUAAAUACGUAUGGAGUACAGAGACACCCCUAAGAGAUUUUUCCAGUAUUCUGAUAUUCUUCAUAUAUUUUGUGACCAGGAAUGAGUAUCCUUCAAGGAAAAGAAGAUAUUUUUGCAGACUGCAGAAAGAAAUUCUGGAACACAUAUAAGACAGGGUUGAUGUACUGGCCUUUUGUGCAGCUUUCCAACUUCAGCCUAGUCCCAGUGUAUCUGAGGACGGCCUACACCGGCCUGUGCGGUUUUAUCUGGGCAGUUUUCCUAUGCUUUUCUCAACAAAGUGGCGACGGAACUGCCAGUUCAGCUUUCAAGAUAUUCCAAGAAGAGGAGACUGAACCGGACAAGAUGGCAUCACCUGGGAAGUAAAUGCUUUGCUCUUGUCACCUGAAGGAGGCAGUGAGCGGCGCUGUCAUGUCAAGCCACUGUGCUUUCUUUGCAUAAAAGAGAGAAAACUGAAAAUGAGUUUGCCGGAGCAAUGACCAAAUUGACAGUUUGUUGUUACAGCAGGAAUACAGUCACAACAGGAACCUGUUUGGAAAGAGUCUGGCUACAUUCCCACAUAACUCCUAAGGCAGGGCAGAGGACCGUUCCAUUGCAGGAAGAUGGAUCACACCCCCAUAGCCCUCUGUGGACUAGAUAAGUGGAAGGGUUUCAGCUGGCCUAUUUUAGGAGCCAAGUGGGCCUCAGGUGGGACUGGUCCAGUUCCUUCAUCUGCCUGUUGACCGGACAUUCCUACUUUCUUUUACUGCUAUUCCAAUACAGGAUAAGGCCUGUCAGAUAACUGCCAUGGAGAAAUCGUAUUUGAGGCAAAUUGCUCAUGGGAAAUAACAGUUGAAAUUUGUACUGUGAGGAGAACAUACCCUGCUAACAGGAAACUAGUAUAUUCAACAAAAACAAGACUACUUGAAGGAGGGUUU